GGGGGCGGGAGCGCGUAUAGCCGCCGCGGCCGCAUGACGCGUUUUCAAAUUUUCAACCGCCGCGUCCCUCCGGUGUGUUCUCUCCUCCUUCCUUCCUGCUCCGGUUUUGGGAAACGGAAUCCGCCCUUGCCCCGGAAGCUCGGCCCGCAAACGCCACAUUUUCCCUCGCGUUGCGUAGUGUUGUGCGUGGAACGGGAGAGGCGAAGCCACCUGCCCACGGGCCUCAAGCAGCCGUGUUUUCGCGCCACUCGGCGCGACACCUCCUCCGGACCCAGUAUGUAGGGGCCGGGAGGCUGCCAUGAACUCCGGAGCCAUGAGGAUCCACGGCAAAGGACACUUCCAGGGUGGAAUUCAAGUCAAGAAUGAGAAAAAUAGACCAUCUUUGAAAUCUCUGAAAACUGAUAAUAAACCAGAAAAAUCCAAACAUAAACCACUUUGGGGAAAAGUAUUUUACAUUGACUUACCGUCUGCCACCAUAUCUGAAAAACUGCAAAAGGACAUUAAGGAGCUGGGAGGGCGAGUUGAAGAAUUUCUCAGCAAAGAUAUCAGUUAUCUUAUCUCAAAUAAAAAGGAAGCUAAAUUUGUACAGACUUUGGGGCGGAUUUCUCCUGUACCAAGUCCAGAAUCUCCAUAUAAUGCAGAAACCACUUCACCGCAUCCCAGCCUUGAUGGAAGUUCAAAACCUCCAGAGUCAAUGUGUUUGAGCAGAGGAAAAUUGUUAGUUGAAAAGGCUAUCAAGGAUCAUGAUUUUAUUCCUUCAAACAGUAUAUUAUCAAAUGCUUUAUCAUGGGGAGUAAAAAUUCUUCAUAUUGAUGACAUUAGAUACUACAUUGAACAAAAGAAAAAGGAAUUGUGCUCACUCAAAAAAUCAAGCACUUCUAUAAGAGAUGUGGGGAAAAAAGUAGGUAUUGCUACACCAAAAGCAAAAACAGGUAGACUCAAAAAACCUUUUGUAAAGGUAGAAGAUGCAAGUCAACUAUAUAGACCAUUCUACCUUCAGCUGAGCAACAUGCCUUUUAUAAAUUACUCUACUCAGAAGCCCUCCAGUCCAUUUGAUGUAGAUAAACCAUCUAGUUCCCAAAAGCAAACUCAGGUCAAACUAAGAAAUCAAGCAGAUGUUGAUAAAUGUGGUGGAAUCCUGGUGCAGCUUCAGCUGAAAGAGAAGAAGAAAAAGGGAUACUGUGAAUGUUGCUUGCAGAAAUACGAAGACCUUGAAACACAUCUUCUAAGUGAGCAGCACAGAAACUUUGCACAGAGCAGUCACUAUCAAAUUGUGGAUGAUAUCAUAUCUAAGUUAGUUUUUGACUUUGUGGAAUAUGAAAAGGAAAUGCCCAAAAAGAAAAGAAUUAAAUAUAGUGUUGGAUCUCUUUCUCCUGUUGCUACAAAUUAUUUGAACCAAAAGACUGAACCAAAAGAAAAACUAGAACUGCAGCUUUUAUGUCCAAAAAAUAAUGUACAAAUAAUCAAACAGAAUUUUUUGUAUGAAGAAAUCUGGGAACAUGAACAAGAAAACCAGAAGCAUGAACAAAAGUCAGUGUUUAUUUCAGACUCUAUGCCCUGCCCUUCAAGUGGAUUGACUGGAUGUGAUGAAAAAACAAUUAAUCAAUGUACCAUGUUAAAUCCAGUUGGAGAUGCCAUAAGUGAAAAUUUGACAUAUCUACCUCCAUAUGAAAAUAAGCAGGAAUGCAUUCUCGAUGUUUCUAAACAUAAAUUAAUUUCAAAUGAAAAUGACUUAGAAGAACUAAGAGCAGAUCACUGUGCAUAUAUGCUACAGACAUCUGUACAAGUUUCUAAUUUCAGUAUAGACAAUAUACCUCAGUUAAAGCAAACAUCAGAUACUGCCCUUUUUUCAGCAAAGGAUUCAAUGGAAAAGGACCUUAACUCAAUAUGUGGUCAUGAUUCUGGUCUUUUAGCAAUAAGCGAUUCAAAAGAGCAUCUAACAGUUCCAGCAAAGGUUCCAUCCCACUGUCCUCCCAUGGAGUCCAACGAAUGUGACAUCCAGAAUAUGGAUAGUUUACCUGCUGGUAAGAUCCAUCGGAAAGUGAAAAUCCUAUUAGGAAGAAAUAAAAAAGAAAACCUGGAACCAAAUGUGGAAGUAGAUAAGAAAAGAACUGAACUUCUUACUAUACAAGAAGAAAGCAGAAUUUGUAGUUCACCAGUACAAUCUCUAUUGGACUUAUUUCAAACUAGUGAAGAGAAAUCAGAAUUUUUGGGUUUCACAAGCUACACAGAAAACAGUGGUAUAUGUAAUGUUUUAGGUAUUUGGGAAGAAGAAAAUUCAAAUAAUCUGUUGUCAAUGUUUUUCUCUUCCCCUUCAACUUCUACAUUUACUGGCUUCUAGACUUUUAAAAAAAAAGGCCUUUCAAAAGUGAUGCUCAUAUUAAAAUUUUUAUGUAUAAAUAUAGGGUUUUGCCAGCUAUAUUUAUAGAGAUAAAUGUUACUAAUAAUAAAGGUAUUUUACAUUUUGACAAAACUGAACACAAAUUACAAACUAGAAUGAAUGUGUGACUCCUUUUUUAUAUAUUAUGUUAAUUGUUAAGAAUCACUAUGAAUUAGUCACUGAACUAAUUUCAAUUGAAAUUUUGAGGAUAUAAAAAAAUAACAUUACAAAUUGGAUAUUUGUAUCUGUUAUUAAAAUAGGUCCAUAGAUGACAACAAUUUUGUGCUCUCUAGAACACCAAAUUUCAUGAAUAAAAUACAAUUUCAUUGUUUUCAUGAUAUAAACUGUUAUUGUUAUGUGAACACUGAUACUUAAUGAUUUUGAUGGACCAUGCUAAUACAUACACUGAGGAGUUAGACUGUUUGUAAGGGCAAAUAGAAGCUAUGAAGCCACAAAUUUUCCCACUGGUUUUAUUACUUUAGUAAUAUUUUUUUUUCAAAAGACCACAAAUUUCGUAACAUAAGAACUUGCCUUCCAUAAGGCAGUCAUUCAAGACUUUAGAGAAGCUUUAAAUGUAAGAAAAUCUUUAACACAUAUUUGUAAUUGAUAGAGAUAUAUUUGACCUUGAGUAUGUGUUUUUAAAAGCGUUUAUAGUUGAUAUUUUGUGAUUAUACUGGUGCUAAUAAAUUGAUUGAUCCCUUGCCACUGAAAAUCAAUUAGAAUCACUAAUUGACAUUUUGAAACUAUGUGGUUCCAAAAAUGUAAGUUUGAGGCACUAUUAUUUUAACCAUUGUCAGUUGAGAAAUAACUAGCUUUCCAAUGACUUUAUACCAUUACCUUAAGAUUACUGAAAUAUCCUUUACAGUGCUUGUGUGCAAAUCUUGUUUCUAUUAUGAAUUACUAUUAUAUUAUUUUCUGUCACAAA
Messenger RNA from Erinaceus europaeus (western European hedgehog), 3305 nucleotides. It is a transcript of the gene DBF4, whose product is annotated as DBF4 zinc finger. Gene Ontology annotation, molecular function: zinc ion binding; protein serine/threonine kinase activator activity; nucleic acid binding. Gene Ontology annotation, cellular component: nucleus; Dbf4-dependent protein kinase complex. NCBI's taxonomy places the organism in Eukaryota, Metazoa, Chordata, Mammalia, Eulipotyphla, Erinaceidae. The transcript has 12 exons. Gene Ontology annotation, biological process: regulation of cell cycle phase transition; positive regulation of nuclear cell cycle DNA replication. Bases 299 to 2341 code for a protein of 680 amino acids. The record is from RefSeq and is a predicted model, not a curated record.